Molecule: messenger RNA, 4004 nt
Organism: Notechis scutatus (mainland tiger snake)
Lineage: Eukaryota; Metazoa; Chordata; Lepidosauria; Squamata; Elapidae
Source: RefSeq, a predicted model, not a curated record
AUGGCUAAUAUUUCGGAUUCCUUCCCGGAGGAGUUCUUUUAUCCUGCUCAUUCUCAGGACUCCAGCAGUGAGAUCAGCACAGCUAACCUCCACUUGCUGAGCAGGCAGAAUCGUCUUAUGAAUGGGAAUAAUCAAAACUUCCACCCAUCAUCGCCUAUGGGAAGAGUUAUUCUUAUUAACACACCACUAGAAGCUAACAGUGACGAGAGUGAUGCUAUCAAUGCCAUUACAGUGGAGAAGAGCAAAGACGGGAAGCUGGGUUUCAGUGUGCGUGGGGGCUCUGAACAUGGCCUGGGUAUUUUUGUCAGCAAGGUGGAGGAGGGCAGCAGUGCAGAACAGGCUGGACUUCGUGUUGGAGACAAAAUCACAGAGGUGAACAGUGUGAGCUUGGAGAACAUUACAAUGGGAAGUGCCAUCAAGGUUCUGACAGGGAAUAACAGGCUGCGAAUGGUUGUGAGACGUAUGGGCAAAGUGCCAGGAAUAAAGUUUUCCAAAGAAAAGACUACAUGGGUUGAUGUGGUAAACAGGCGCUUGGUUGUGGAGAGGAGUGGCUCAAGUCCCUCUAAUACCAGCUCUGAAAUAGGAAGGAGACACAUCGUCCAUCUCUACACCACAUCUGAUGAUUAUUGCUUGGGUUUCAAUAUCCGUGGAGGGAAGGAGUAUGGCCUUGGCAUCUAUGUCUCCAAAGUGGAUCCUGGCGGGCUGGCUGAGCAACAUGGGAUCAAAGUUGGUGACCAAGUCCUUGCAGCCAAUGGAGUCAAGUUUGAUAACAUCAGCCAUAGCAGGGCAGUGGAAGUGCUAAAGGGGCAGACCCACAUCAUGUUGACCAUUAAGGAAACAGGGAGAUUCCCAGCAUACAAGGAAAUGGUGGCUGAGUACUGCUGGCUCAACAGAUUGACCAAUGGCCAAUUGCAGCAGCUGUCCCAAACCUCUGAAUCCAGCUCAUCCAUGUCAUCCUAUUCCUCAGGGACCCCCUUAAGCUCCAUGAAUGGACUAUUUAUGGCCCCAAUUCCCAGCUUAGCUGAAAGUUGCAUGAUUGAUGUUGGCAUCUCCACAGAGUUGCCAGUUCAGGGCCCUUUGUCACAGAGGGCAGAGACCGCUAUGCAGACAGAACCAUUGCCUGAUGGGGCCUUCUUUUCAGGGAGCCUGAUCUCGGAGACCCAGAGGAUUGUGCAGCCCAUGAAAAUCCUAAAAGACACGGCCAUUCGCACGGAAAGUCUCAAAGAGCCUUUCCACCUAAGGAAGCACCAGCCAUUUGUUAGCAAGGAAAUCACAGAGCCAUCCCCAAAAAUGGCUCUCCUUCUAGCACUCAGCCAUCCCCGUCAGCCCAUUAAGCGAUCACAGAGCUAUCUGACCAUCUGUGAGGAAAAGCAUCAAAGAAAGAAAGGGAAGCUGGUAUCAUCAGAGAAGAAAGUCACUCUCCAGCGGUCCAAAACCCUGAUGAACCUAUUCUUUAAGAGCACCCGACUAGGGAGGCCAAGCUCAACAACUGGAUCCCUGGAAUCACAGAGGAAGUCCAAAUUACCUGCCCAGUCUGAAGGAGAGAAAGAAAAAGGCCAGUCCUUCGCGUCUCUGAGCUCCAAGGCAUUUGACAAACACAGUGGCAGUGAGCCCAGCAAAACUAUCGACAGCCACCUGCUGCUCAUUGAGGACAUGGCCAGGAAGCUGCUGAUGGAAGAUGAAGUGGCAGCUGUAUUGCGACACUGCACCCGAUACAUCCAAGAAGGUGGAGUAGAAGACCUGGUGAGGCCACUGCUGGCAAUUCUUGAUCGCCCUGAGAAGUUGCUGCUUCUCCGAGAUAUCAGAAAUGUGAUUGCCUCUACAGAUCUUGGCCGCUUUGACAGUAUGGUUGUGCCCCUGGAAACGGAAGCCUAUGAUGCACUCAAGAGCAGAACAGUGAGAUCGCCUGCCCUCCGUCCAGCACAGCAUGAAACACCCCCAAAGAGGCAUCUUAUCACUCCAGUGCCUGAUUUCAGGGGUAGUUUUCUUCUGAAACCAGUGAUGACCAAUAAGGCAAAUGGGGAGGAGGAACACGAGAUACUGAAGGAUGCCAUGGAAAGGCUGCAGCUCUCUCCCAGACGUGGACAGACUCAACCUCAAAACUAUACUCCUCUUGCUGAUGUGCCAGUGGAUUCCUAUAUUCCCAACAGGGUUUCUUCCUCAGUGAGCAGUGGCAAAGAACCCCAUUGGAGUCUAACUAAACCUACAAAAUCCUCAACGAGCUCCCUACACACUGUAUCCUCUCAGGUACAAUCCCUGCAGCAUGGAGAUGGACAACCUGGCAGAGAGAGGCCUCCUUCUUCAAAAUCGAGCCAUAGACAGGCUGUAGCAUGGGGACCACACGGGGAAAUCAUGCCUGCCAGUGAUACCCUCUAUUCUGUUAUUAAUCGACCGCGGAGAGCUAGGCCCCUGCUCUCACAGCUCUUCAAGGAAACCUCAGCUACUGGCCAGGUAAUGCAAGCAGAAAUGGGAGAUGAGAUCCCAGCGAACCUGCUCCAAAAUGGCCCCAAUGACAAGGAAGCGGAGGAAUAUGAACUGGUGACUGUCAGCCUAUCCAAGAACAAGCAAUCUCUGGGCAUCAGCAUUUCAGGAGGAAUAGAAUCCAGAUUGCAGCCAAUGGUGAAGAUUGAGAAGAUAUUUCCUGGGGGAGCAGCAUCCCUGAGUGGAGAACUGGAGGCUGGCUAUGAGCUGGUUGCAAUCGAAGGGGAAAGUCUACAGAAUGUAACACACCAGCGAGCUGUGGACAUAAUCCGCCAAGCCUACCGCAACAAAGCUAAGGAGCCCAUGGAGAUUGUGGUGAAGGUGCCGAAGAAACUCAAAUAAACGUUGCAAAUCAAGCAGUCAAUGCUGAAGAAUGUAGUCAGCUCAACAAUCCGAGCGCUGCGAUGCGAUUGUUAAUGAAGAAUCUGUUUAACUAUACCUGCUUAUUGUUCAGAAAGAUAUGGUUCCCGGGAAACCAAUUGCUAGCAGAGUUACUAAAGUAUCUGCCCCUCAGCAAGCUUUCAGGCUUAAUGGAGCAAGCAAUAAUUUCCCAGUUCUGGAGAGGCCUGCUUGGAACAGGAACAGGCAAGAUCAAAGAUCAUAUUGCCCAAGUCAAGCAACAUGUAUUGUUUCCAAAACUAGUUAGUUGCAAGUGGACAGCUGUCAUUAUGAGCAAUUGUUUUGAAAUGAGUUGGCACCUCAGUGAAGGAAAUACUAUUUUUGAUAUUCCGACCCACCCCAGUUGACACUCCCAGAUGAUGGAGCCAGUUCUGGCUAAUUGGAGCCAAAAGGAAAGGGCUACAAAGAAAGGACAAUAUUAAUCACUGGAGGGAUAUUUGUUAAUUCAGGUUCAGUAAUGGACCAUAGCAUUAAAUUUAAUAAAUUUACCUACACUCAUGCAUUUGUAAGUGAACCAUAAAGUUUGAAAGACAAUAAUCCAGAAUCUCAGAUUGUAAAUUCAAGACUCUGGAUAUAAUAUUCUCACUUGAAUCUCCUUAAAUCCAUUGUUGAGAGAAUAACAAACUGGCAGUGAUCCCGAAAAGAAAACCCAGGAAAACAAAGUUUUGCAUCCAGCCUCAAAGCCACUCUCAGUGAUUGCAAUGAUAAAAGUCAGCAAGGAAUAUAGAAUGAAAAAAAUCAAAUUACCGCUUUUGUGGUCUUCUCUAAAAGCCAGAUCAAACAGUCAGAUCUUCAAAGAUUGUGUUGGUUAUCACCUAAUUAAGAAGAUUAACUAAAGUAUAUUGUUAUCGUUUUCUUACUUCUGAGCUAAAGUAACUAUUGGGAUCAACACUGGCUGAUUUCCAGGUGAAUCUUUCUCAUAUGGAACAAUUGUCAGCUAUUUACAAAAUGCCACCACCAGCCAGAGUGGAAGUUAAAAAUGCAAUACUGGUGAAGUUCAUUUAGACCCAGUUUUUGUUUUUAGACCCAAGGACAAGAGCACGGAUGAGAAAUUACUAAGCGUACUCUGAGUUAUAAAUGUUCAUCUCUGCCUUUGUCCAUCAUUAGGACAAUUCCACCCUCUG